Molecule: messenger RNA, 1019 nt
Organism: Parasteatoda tepidariorum (common house spider)
Lineage: Eukaryota; Metazoa; Arthropoda; Arachnida; Araneae; Theridiidae
Source: RefSeq, a predicted model, not a curated record
UUCUAAACAACGGGCUAUUAUUUAACAUUAAUGAAGUAGUUCUUGUUUUAACGGUUACAUUUGUAGAUGAUAUUUUACCAUGAUAUGUUGCUGCUUGAUUUCACGGUCGUAAUAUAAUCAUUUUGAAAAUAUUUCCGUUCUUUUUUUGUCUAUUUUUUUUACCGUCGCCCAUUGUGACAAAAGCUAUAAUGAUAGCAAGGUCACUUUGGUGUGAAAAUGUUUGGAACACCAACUGGAAGAAAAAGAGCCCCAAGGCUGCAGAAAUUCUUAUGUACAUAUAAUUUUACCUUUGACUGUUUUUGACGACUAGUGGAUUGCAUGAGCUACAAGGGACAAAUAUCGUUAGGGAGUCUUUAAAAGAUAAUAUCUACUUGGUAAAGCCUUCGUAGGUAGUAUGUCAUUGUCUUUAAUUCUCAUCGUUGUUUUCGUGAAAUACAUCUUAGCAGAAAUAAAGCAUACUGCAGGGGGUAAUGAUUAUUGCAUCAUUGAUGGCCGUCCAUUCAGAAGUGGUGAACGCAUCCCUCGAAACCACGUGUGUCACAUAUGCUUGUGUCAUUUGGGAAAAGCUGAAUGCUCUUGGAUGAACUGUCCUCCUCCACCGGAAGGGUGCACAGAAUUUUCAGUUUCCAACUACUGUAAUCCUACACUAUAUAUAUGCUCAAUACCUGAACAUCUGAAGCAUACAAGGGAACGAAGAAGCGCUGAAAAUUUUUCUUCACAUCCUGACAAGCUUUUAAAGCAAUCGAAUAAAAGAAAAAGGUCUCUAGGUGAUUGUAAUGUUCUUGGAGUACCAUACAAAACUGGGGAUUUGAUGGGAGUAGCGAGCAGUUUUUGCAUGGAAUGUCGAUGUGGGAAACAGAACAUGUUUUGCAGUCCAAGGUGUUGCUUUCAAUAUGCGGAUUUCAACGAGAAUACAACUCUGAGAGAGCAACAGCAAUAUUUUCGUCCACAACCUCAUCCUCUUCACUAUCUCAAAUAAAUUGCUUGCAAAGCAUCAAACUACUACAUUUUUUUAUGAU